AUGUCCGAAGGAGGGGAAGGAGGGGAUGAUGGAGACACGAGGAUGAAUGGUAUGGAAGAUUCUCAAGAAAUUUGUAGUCACACUGCUGCAAAAGGGCUACCGAUCUCGGAAAUUUCUUCGGUUGUUGUGGAAGAAUCCUUUAAAGAUUCUGAGCAGAAGUUCUUACAAGGCUAUGUUUGGGAUGGAGUCAAUUCUUUGGGCUCUUCUCCAGCAAUAGAAUCGAGUUUGUUCGCCGCACCUUUCAGAAACGCCCCUUCUUUGUCAGAAGACGUCAACACUGCCUUUGUUUUGAAGCAAUACAACCACCUUUUCAAAAUCGUAACUCCGAUUAAGGUAGACAAAAUGGAGACUCUUCUCGUCAACCAUCCUAACCGUCCAUUUGUUUUAUCAGCCCUGAAAGGUCUACGAGAGGGUUUCUGGCCAAAUUCAUCAAUUCCCUCUUCAACAGUUGUCGACGGUCCAAACCACGUCACGUGUGGAUCUAAUCAGACCCUCCUUGAAGAACAAUGUCAAGAGGAAAUCGAUAAAGGUAGAUACUCAGAGGAAUUCACAACUUUGCUCUUAGGAAUGAAAGUUAUCCCUCUCUUAAUGGUAUCAAAGAAGGAUUCUACUAAAAUGCGGGUUUGCUCAAAUAUGAGCGCCGGCCGGCCAUCCCCAAAUGAUCUGAUUGAUAAAGAUUCUAUUCCAGUUGCUUACGACUCUUUACGGAAUUUCAUACCUUAUUUAAUUCAAAUGAAAGAGAAGGAAGGCGACGUUAUAUUGUUCAAAUCAGAUAUUGAAGGAGCCUUUGAAUUAUUCCGCUUCAUUUUCAGUCACUCUAUUCCCCUUCCUCAAGCAAAGCUUUUGAAUCUAUCCGAUAUUUUGGGUUUUCCAUGGGUUUGGAAGAAACAAAUCUUUGGCUCAAGCUUAGAAAUUAUUGGCCAUUUAGUCGACUCCGAAAAAAUGACAAUUCAACUUCAUCCCGACAAGAAGACUCAUAUCAUUGAAACUCUGAAGCAUUUUGUUUCUGGUCCCCAGCAUUCCUUGAACAAUUGGCAAAAACUGUUAGGACAUGCUUCCUGGGCUUGCACGUCAAUGCCGUGGGGAAGGUAUGCUCUGCAAAGUCUAUACAAGAAAUCCGGAAAUAAGUCUCACCGUUUUUUACAGAUUCCUUUAAACAAAGAGAAUCAAAAUGACUUACGUUGGUUAAUCAAGUUUUUUAGUGAAAGUAGCGGUAUUAUGGUAUUAGAGUCGCUCAAAUGGGGUUUGAAUGAAGCAGAUGGCGAGUUUUUUACCGAUGCAUGUAUGACGGGUGUUGGUAUUUGGGAACCAAGUUCCAGGAAAGGCAACUACUUCAUUUUACCUCCUCCUCCUCGUAACAUUUACUGGGCCGAGUUAUUAGGUGUUAUCUCAGCUAUAGGUUUAGGAAUUCGUCAAGGUUUUAAACGGAUUUUUGUUCACUCCGAUAACCGCAAUGUGGUCGAUCUAUUCAGCUCUCAUGCACCAAAUAAGAUAGUAAGACCUUUAUUUUGUCAUUGUGUUAUGCAACUGGUAGAAGCGGGGGCAGAUGUAAAGGUUGUUCAUGUCUCGGCUGAUUUUAAUUCGGCCGCUGCUGCCCUGUCUCAACAGAAGUUAAUCUUAACGCCUGAAAAGUCUGAGGUCCUCUGUCAUGCAAUUGAUGCGACAGAGAUUUCGUAUUUAAAAAUUGAUCCUUUUCUUUUGUCUGGAGUUCAGGAAGUGAAUCUAACAACUUUCGAUUCGUCUUCAAGGAUAUGGCUAAAUCCAAAUCUUCCUGUUCGAGACAACAAAAGCCAAUGUUGA
Molecule: messenger RNA, 1800 nt
Organism: Melampsora larici-populina 98AG31
Lineage: Eukaryota; Fungi; Basidiomycota; Pucciniomycetes; Pucciniales; Melampsoraceae
Exons: 4
Coding region: 1-1800 (599 amino acids)
Molecular function (GO): RNA-DNA hybrid ribonuclease activity; nucleic acid binding
Source: RefSeq, a predicted model, not a curated record